AUGACAGAACUUGCUGUUGGUACUGAUGAAAACCCAUUAAUUAAAGAUUCAUUGGUCAGGGAAGUUUAUAAUAAGUCCAGAAAAUUUUCUGUUGGAGAAAAAAUUACAGACGAUGAAAUUGCUAAUUUUUGUUUAAUAAAUGGCGAGCAGUUUUUCAUUGGCCAUGAUUUUCAAGCAAAUUGUGAGACGAUGUUUUUUGGUUUUGAGAAGGCAAUUCAAUUUGCAAAAGAAGCCACAGAUUUAUUUUGCGAUGGAACUUUUAAAAUUACACCAAAACAUUUUCAAAAAGGACAGAUGCUAACAAUUAUGAUUUGUGAACCUUCAACAAAUCAAUAUCUACCACUUUUAUUUAUAUUCAUGAAAAACCGCACAUUUGAAUCUUAUAAGAAGGCAUUUGAAUAUAUUUUUACUGUCAAGGGUAUUCAAUUUUCAAAGCUAAUUCAAAUUCAUUGUGAUUUUGAAAAGGGAAUGAUAGAGGCACUUCAACAAAUUUUCCCUAAAGUCCGUAUAAUUGGAUGCCUAUUUCAUUUCAAACAAGCUUUACACAGGAAACUUGUAGCACUUUAUACAAAAAAUUUCAAUACUUUACAAAAUUCUUUAUUUAAGCUAUAUUCUAUUACUCCAUUCAUGUCUCAUGAAGAAUUUGUACUUACAAUGCAUAUAAUUAAUCAAAAUAAAGUUGAUUCGAUCAAAGAUUAUAUUGAUUAUUUCAACAAAGUUUGGUUGCCGCACUACAAUUUAAUAUCUCAAUAUAAUAAUGCAACUGCAAUAUUCACUAAUGAUUGCCUCGAGAGUAUGCAUUCAGAAUUUUCUUCGUUAAAACAUCCAAACAUUUAUGAAGCUAUUAAGAAGAUAUCUCAAAUCCAAUUAGAUAAAUAUAACGCCAUCAAAAAUAACCAGAAGAUCGAGCGCCAUAUAAAAACCGUUAUCACUGAUAGCUACAAAAAUUAUAUUCUUGACUGCUUUCAAAAAGAACUUGAGAAAACAAUUUUUUCUAUCAAACAAUACAACGUAAGUGAUCUUUCUUUGGCUCAGAACGAGAUUUCUCCAUAUGGUUCCAUAGAAUCGAGUUCAUUGUUCGAAAAUAUUCCAGUUCAUGAUGCAGAUAUACUCAAAUCGAUCGAUCUAACAGAUAAAGAUACAAUGAUCACUAAGUUUAUUAAUGAAAAAAGAGAAAAAAUUAUGGCAUUAUUUAAUGAAACAUUAAAUCAUCCAGAUUUUAAUUCAUCCACUCCAAUUCAA
Molecule: messenger RNA, 1242 nt
Organism: Trichomonas vaginalis G3
Lineage: Eukaryota; Parabasalia; Trichomonadida; Trichomonadidae
Product: MULE transposase domain-containing protein
Exons: 1
Source: RefSeq, a predicted model, not a curated record